Molecule: messenger RNA, 1473 nt
Organism: Dioszegia hungarica
Lineage: Eukaryota; Fungi; Basidiomycota; Tremellomycetes; Tremellales; Bulleribasidiaceae
Product: nicotinamide mononucleotide permease
Exons: 8
Coding region: 1-1473 (490 amino acids)
Biological process (GO): transmembrane transport
Cellular component (GO): membrane
Molecular function (GO): transmembrane transporter activity
Source: RefSeq, a predicted model, not a curated record
AUGUCCGACCACGCGGAUGACCGCAAGGUGUCCCACGACUAUGUCGAGGACUCUGGCAGCGUUGAUCUCAAUGCUGUAGCCAUGGCAGCGUCAUACGUUCCUGGAACCGCUGCCGAGAAGGCGUUGGUUUGGAAGAUCGACAAGCACAUUAUCCCCACCAUCUGGUUGCUGUACAUGUUGGGGUAUCUCGACCGAGCCAACAUCGGGAAUGCCAAAACAGGCGGUCUCGAGCGUGACCUCAACCUUUCCUCGACCCAGUACUCCAUAGUGCUUCUUGUAUUCUUCGUCAGCUAUGUUCUUUUCGAGAUCCCGAGCAACCUUUUGAUCGCCCGCGUUCGUCCCGGUGUAUACCUCUCUGCCCUCUGUGUCCUCUGGGGAGGUAUCGCUGCGUCCAUGGCCGCCGUCAGCAACUGGCAGCAACUCGCCGCCGUCCGUUUCGCUCUCGGUGUGGCGGAGGCUGGGUUCGCACCUGGUGUCGCUUUUUACCUGUCCUCUUGGUACAAGCGGUACGAACUCGCAUCUCGUUUCAGUAUCUACUACACCGCCACCGCCGUUUCGGGCGCCUUUUCUGGUCUCCUCGCCGGUGUCAUUACUCAGUAUCUCGACGGGGCUCGCGGCUACAAGGGAUGGCAAUGGCUCUUCCUCAUUGAGGGUUUGGCUUCAUCCUUUGCCGGUCUCUUCGCCUGGUUGAUUCUUCCGGACUACCCUUCCACCACCAAGUGGCUCACCCCCGAAGAGCGUAUCCUCGCUGCUCAGCGUCUCGCCUAUGACGGUAUCGGUCACACUCAAGGCGCCACCGCCAACGUCGGCGAAUGGGAGGCCUGCAAGAUGGUCUUCAAGGACUGGCGGUCGUGGCUCUUUGUGGUCAUGUACAUGCUCUGCACCGGCGCCCAGACCAUACAGUACUUCGUCCCCACUUUGGUAGGCGCUCUAGGAUGGACUGGCUUCGUCGGACAGUAUCAUACCAUCCCAUUAUAUGCCUGCGCGUUCGUGUUUAUUCUCUUCUUCUGCUUCGCCGCAGACCGUCUGCAGAAAAAACCUCUCUUCAUCUCGAUCGCUGGCGGUCUCGGUUGUGUCCUCUUCAUCAUCGUCGUCGCCAAUACCGUCCGGAUGGUCCAGUACGUCUUCAUCAUCCUCGCAUUUGGCUGUAUCUACGCCCUCCCUCCUCUCAUCCUCACCUGGGUACCCAAUAUCCUCUGCGCCCCCGCCGAGAAGCGUGCGGUCGCCAUCGCUCUUGUCAACGCCCUCGGUAACUCUGCAUCCAUCUACGGUGUCUUCCUUUGGCCCGCCACAGACGCGCCACGGUAUAUUCCAGGCUUCUCGGCUACGACUGCCUGGAUGGGUGCUAUCUGCAUCCUCGCUCAAGUUGCAAACUACCUUUUCAAGAAGUACCCCAUCGAGCAGAUUGACGCGGAUGAGGUGGUCAGACAGGAGAUUGAGAAGCAGAGGAGGACGGGUAGGAUCAUAGUCUAG